Saccharomycopsis crataegensis is the source of this 714-nucleotide messenger RNA. RefSeq names its product 40S ribosomal protein eS6 RPS6A (gene RPS6A). The coding region runs from base 1 to 714 and encodes 237 amino acids. Gene Ontology annotation, biological process: translation. Gene Ontology annotation, cellular component: ribosome. The record is from RefSeq and is a predicted model, not a curated record. The transcript has 2 exons. Gene Ontology annotation, molecular function: structural constituent of ribosome. NCBI's taxonomy places the organism in Eukaryota, Fungi, Ascomycota, Saccharomycetes, Ascoideales, Saccharomycopsidaceae.
AUGAAGCUUAACAUUGCCUAUCCAGCUAACGGUACCCAAAAGGUCAUCGAAAUUGACGACGAACACCGUCUCCGUCCAUUCUACGAAAAACGUAUUGGUCAAGAAGUUGAAGGUGACUUGGUUGGCGAUGAAUUCGCUGGUUACGUCUUCAAGAUCACUGGUGGUAACGACAAGCAAGGUUUCCCAAUGAAACAAGGUGUUUUGCACGCUACUAGAGUUAAAUUGUUGUUGGCUAAGGGUCACUCUUGUUACAGACCAAGAAGAAAUGGUGAAAGAAAGAGAAAGUCCGUCAGAGGUUGUAUUGUCGGUCAAGACUUGGCUGCUUUGGCUUUGGUUGUUGUCAAGCAAGGUGACAAGGACAUUGAAGGUUUGACUGAUGCUACUGUUCCAAAGAGAUUGGGUCCAAAGAGAGCUAACCACAUUAGAAAAUUCUACGGUUUGACCAAGGAUGACGAUGUCAGACAAUUCGUUGUCAGAAGAGAAGUCACUGGUAAGAACGGUAGAACUUACACCAAGGCUCCAAAGAUUCAACGUUUGGUUACUCCACAAACUUUGCAAAGAAAGCGUCACUUGAAGGCUUUGAAGAUCAAGGCCGCUGAAGCUCAAAAGGAAGCUGCUGCUGAAUACGCUCAAUUGUUGGCCAAGAGAUUGCACGAAAAGAAGGCUCACCAAGCUGAAGUCAGAAAGAGAAGAGCCUCCUCUCUUAAAGCCUAA